UUACCAGAGAGUUUAUAGUGUUGUUACCACAAUUAAUUGUUUUUUGGUAUCGAUACUAACUCCAAAAAGGAAAAGCGUCGGUUAUCCCGACCCUCCCACCUCCCUCAUCCGCUGUCGUCCUGUCAAAUCCUCGCCGGCAGGCCAGGCAAGCGCAUGAAGUAUCAAGGCGAAACUCUCUCAACCUUGCAGCAACGACCGUGCCGUUGAUAGACGAUUGUGAAUGGGGUGUAACCAUUCACAAGCUUGCAUAGAUAGUUGAAAGGCCAGUGUUAGCCUACUACAGUUGGGCAAGUAGAUCUACUGAGUAAGGGCUUCUGCAGCAGAUUGAAUUUGCAAGUUUUGCUGAAAAGGUUUAUCAAAUUAAAAGGCGCAACCAUGUCGGACGACAGACUUGGACAACAUCAUCAUCAUCAGCAUGAUCAGGCUCAUCAGACCUUUGAGCCGCCAAAAUCAUUGUCUGCCACGUCUCACGUGAAAGACUUUCAGGAGUACCAGCGAAUGUACAAGCAGUCGGUGGGAGAUCCAGAGGCAUUCUGGGGACAAAUCGCGGAACAGUUUCAUUGGGAAUCUCCACCUGAUGGCGCUUUCGUGAAUUACAAUUUUGACACCCGAAAAGGAUCAAUUUUCAUCAAAUGGAUGGAAGGGGCCAAAACCAAUAUUGCUUACAACAUGUUGGAUAGAAAUGUGAAAAAUGGCCUAGGGAACAAAAUUGCAUUUUACUGGGAAGGCAAUGAUCCACUUGACCAAGGCAAGAUAACAUACUCAGAAAUGUUGGAAAGUGUCUGCAAGUUUUCAAACGUCUUGAAGAGUUUAGGUGUGAAGCGUGGAGACAGAGUUGCCAUUUACAUGCCUAUGAUUGUUGAGCUGGUUGUUGCUAUGCUUGCUUGUGCUCGCAUUGGGGCUGUUCAUUCCAUUGUGUUUGCUGGGUUCUCUUCUGAAUCUCUCAGUGAAAGAAUAAUUGAUGCCAACUGCUAUGCAAUUGUAACGGCAGAUGGUGUGUGGAGAGGAUCGAAGCUGCUUAAUUUGAAAUCCAUUGUAGACAAGGCUCUUGAAAUAUGCAAAGAAAAGGGGAAACCUGUGAACAAGUGCGUUGUGGUGCGCCAUCUGAGCCCCGACGAGGAAGAGGUGACCAGUGAAGCAGACAAAGAUGUGGAGGACUGUCCCGUUGCCAAACGUCCUUGUGGUAAACUCAAAAUUGGCUGGCAGAAUGGCAGAGACGAGUGGUGGCAUGUUCUCAUGAGCCAGGCAAGCAAAGACUGCGCCCCGGAGUGGCUGGAUGCGGAGGACCCGCUGUUUAUGUUGUACACAAGCGGCUCUACAGGCAAGCCCAAGGGUGUGCUGCACACAGUAGCAGGCUACAUGCUCUACUCAGCCACCACCUUCAAAUACGUCUUCGAUUACCAACCAGACGACGUUUAUUGGUGCACAGCUGAUGUCGGAUGGAUUACGGGGCAUUCCUACGUGUGCUACGGACCCAUGGGGAAUGGUGCAACAGGUGUCAUUUUCGAAGGCACUCCAUUCUACCCUGACGCCGGUCGGUUUUGGAAUGUGGUGGAGAAGUAUAAAGUGACCAAGUUCUACACUGCUCCAACUGCAAUCCGCUCCCUGAUGAAGUUUGAUGACUCUUUUGUCACCAAAUAUGACCGUUCUUCCCUGAAAGUGCUGGGCACGGUGGGCGAGCCCAUCAACCCCGAGGCCUGGCUAUGGUAUCACCGUGUGGUGGGCCAGGAGAACUGUGCCAUAGUGGACACCUUCUGGCAAACAGAGACGGGUGGUCACGUCAUUACACCUUUGCCAGGUGCCACUGCCACAAAACCAGGAUCUGCAACGUUUCCAUUCUUCGGCAUUGUUCCUGCUCUUCUCACCGAUGAUGGCCGGGAAAUCACCGGACCUGGUGAGGGCUAUUUGGUGUUCAAGCAGCCCUGGCCUGGAAUAAUGAGGACCGUCUUUGGAAAUCACGAGAGAUUUGAGACGACUUACUUCAAGAAGUUCCCAGGCUAUUACUGCACUGGAGAUGGGGCCAAAAGUGACGAGGACGGCUACCUGUGGAUCACGGGCCGCAUCGACGACAUGGUGAACGUGUCGGGCCAUCUGCUGAGCACGGCGGAGGUGGAGUCUGCGCUGAUUGAGCACGACGCUGUGGCUGAGGCCGCCUCUGUGUCGCACCCUCACAACAUCAAGGGCGAGUGCAUCUACUGCUUCGUCACGCUCAAAGAGGGUGCGACUUUCUCAGAUAAUCUGGUUGUGGAACUGAAAUCGAUGGUACGGUCAAAGAUUGGCCCUUUUGCUCAGCCUGAUUACAUCCAGAAUGCACCAGCUCUUCCCAAGACGAGAUCGGGGAAGAUUAUGCGCCGUAUCCUCCGCAAAGUCGCCGUGAACGACCACGAGCUGGGCGACACCUCCACACUGGCCGACGAGUCUGUCAUCGAUACUCUGUUCAAGCUGAGGCCAGCAGAGGCCUAAGUUUUUUCCUGAUAGUGCCGUUGGUUGAAAUUGAUUCCCACUUUGGUUCCCCCCCCCCCCCCUUUUUUUUUUAGUAAUCAGAGGAACAAUACGCAAUAAAUUGUUGUAGCGUUGUGAAGAAGCAUGAUUUCAAUCAUUUCUGUCGGUCAUGAGUAUAAUUCUUGUACAUUAUGCAAAGCAUGAUCAUAGUUAUUUUGGGGUUUUUUCUGUAAGAUUUUGGUAUGACUUGGUCGAGACUUUGUUGGCUUCUGUUGGUUCUUUUUUUUCCUUUGUUCUAUAUUUUGUUAUACCAUUUAGCAGCAUGAUUGUGAAGUGGGUCAACUUUUGAUUUUUGAUAGAUUUUCAGCUUGGAUUAACUACAAUUUUUAAAUUGUUACUUUUGAUAAUUCAUUGAUAGAUAGAACUUGAAUGAUAACAUGUCCAGUAGAGUAGAGGCUUGUACAUAAUUGAUGCUUGUGAAGG
Aplysia californica (California sea hare) is the source of this 2925-nucleotide messenger RNA. RefSeq names its product acetyl-coenzyme A synthetase, cytoplasmic. NCBI's taxonomy places the organism in Eukaryota, Metazoa, Mollusca, Gastropoda, Aplysiida, Aplysiidae. Gene Ontology annotation, biological process: acetyl-CoA biosynthetic process. The transcript has 17 exons. Bases 376 to 2463 code for a protein of 695 amino acids. The record is from RefSeq and is a predicted model, not a curated record. Gene Ontology annotation, molecular function: acetyl-CoA synthetase activity.